CGAGCAUGCGCAUUUGUAAAACCACUUGGUGACUAAAUCGGCCUGAGGUCGUUACGCCGGUUAUUUUGUAACUCUGUAAAUAAAAACAUUCAUAAAAGUAGCAAAUUAUUCAAGUAAAAAGAUGGCAUAUGACUUGAAAAAUAAGGAAGAAGUAGAACUAUACCUAAAAAAUUUGAACAUCGAAUACAAAUUCGGAUGUCUGUCAGAAAAAAAUCCAGAGGUGUGUCAUCUACUCGGAGAUUUCCUAGAGAGUAUAAAUAAAGACUUCAAGGGAGCAGCACAGACUUAUAAAGAAAACUGCGACGAACGAAAGUAUGCACUCAGUUGUCGAAAGUAUGGAAAUUACGCUUUCAUAGGUAAAGGUUUGGACAAGGAGUUAUGGGCUGAAAGCUAUGACUACCUGACCAAGGGGUGCGACUUGGGUGAUCAACUAUCUUGCUUGAAUGCAGGAGUUGUGUCUACUACAACAGAAAAAGAUGGAAAGCCAGUUGAGCCCAUGGAUUUUAAAAAGGGUAUCACAUUGCUUGAGAGGAGCUGCACUGAACAUGGACUAGAAAGAGCAUGUUUCUAUCUAUCGAGUGUUUAUUUACAAGGAGUACCAGGUCACGUUGAACGAAACUUUGAAGAAGCUUAUAGAGUAUCAGUAAAAGGCUGCGAACUUGGCAACCCACAAGCCUGUGCCUAUGCAUCUCUAAUGACCAGGCGCGGAGACGGGGUGGAGGCAAAUCCUGAUCUAGCCGAAGCUUUUAAGCAAAGAGCACUCGCUUUACAAAAAGCGUUACGAAAUGCCAAACAUAUACCAUUUCAACAAGGAGCUGGUAGCUAAAAUAUAUAUCAAUUUUGAAAUUAAAUCCUUUUGUUAUUUGUAAAUUGUAGUCUGUAUUUAUAACAAUAAAUCAAUUAUAAAUUAUUCCA
Athalia rosae (coleseed sawfly) is the source of this 915-nucleotide messenger RNA. RefSeq names its product cytochrome c oxidase assembly factor 7 homolog (gene Coa7). The record is from RefSeq and is a predicted model, not a curated record. NCBI's taxonomy places the organism in Eukaryota, Metazoa, Arthropoda, Insecta, Hymenoptera, Athaliidae. Gene Ontology annotation, molecular function: protein binding. The transcript is spliced from 3 exons. Gene Ontology annotation, cellular component: mitochondrial intermembrane space. Bases 122 to 826 code for a protein of 234 amino acids.